This is a messenger RNA of Mytilus californianus (California mussel), 2732 nucleotides long. RefSeq lists its product as uncharacterized. The record is from RefSeq and is a predicted model, not a curated record. The transcript has 3 exons. Lineage: Eukaryota; Metazoa; Mollusca; Bivalvia; Mytilida; Mytilidae. Bases 309 to 1490 code for a protein of 393 amino acids.
CACAUCGUAAAUUUGAAUAUAUGAUGGAUUCUUUCUAAGCUGAGACAUUUUCACAUAUGUGGUAAAAUAUUUGGGAUACGAAGUGAGAUUUAUUUUCCGUUAUUUGGGAUACCCCCGAAGAACCCUUUGUGAUGCGGCUUCUCGAGGCAUCAUGAACAGAAACUCAAGCAACCAGGACAAUUAUGACUAUGAAAAUUUGUUUGGAAUGAGGAAAGCCACGUAUUGGGAAAUAUACGGUGUAAAACGUUUUCCGUACCGUGGGAGGCGUAAAUUUUACACCAUUACUUUACCAAUCUUCAGAUGGCGGAAUGAUUAUCUCAAAUGACGUUUUCGGACUGACAAUCAAACAGUUUGAACGAAUGUUUAAAACUUGCUUAGAUAAAAGGAAAACACAAGAACAGUGGAUACUUAACCUCAGAUAUCCUGACAAAUCUUCAAAUGACUAUCUAGAAUACUUGCAGAGCUGUACAGACUGUAAUAAAGAUCUCUUGGUUUUGCUCGGAAAUGACCAAAGACAGAAAUACUUAUACGAACACCUAGUUAAAACAGUUGGUACUGAAAUAGAUAUACGAAAGAGACAACGACUAUUUAUCAUACAAGAUAUGACCCGCAAUACAUGUUCGACUGACUAUACCCAAAUAUCAAGUGGAAGUUUGGCAGAAGGACUUGAUUUACCUGAUAGUGACCUAGAUACAAUGUUCGUAAUCCAUGACGUUGACGUAAUACAUAAUGUAAGCAAUAUCAAGCAGCCAAUACAUCGUACUACAUAUGUUAUUGAGACAGACAUUGAUCAUCCCGGAUUUGCUAGACUCAGAAUGGUAGCAUCAAAAGGUGGGGAAUCCCUCCGUGUGAAAUGUCCCAGUUGUCCUCCAGGAACAUGUACCGGUGAACAGAUAUAUGCAUCAGUAAACCGCUUUCGUGAUUUUCAUAAGCAAACUUUUGAUUAUAGGACGAUGGAAGUACACGGUCCAUGUCUAACAGACCCAAGUAAAAGCGUUGAUAAUGCAUUCUGCCUACGGAGUAAACAUUUUCCUCACAACGCAAUUCCAUGGGCAACCCGUCAUCGUUGGCAAUGGCCGCCGAAUUCAGUAAUUGACAGAAUAAUAAAAUACGGAUGUUUGUUAGUACCUAUAGGACCGAAGACUAUAUCAGAUGAUGAAUCAUUAUGGAGAUUAUCAUUCUCUGUGGCAGAAAAAAUACUUGUACAUUCAUUUAAUUUCACUCAACUCUUAUGUUACGGUCUACUCAAAUUAACAUUAAAGCGUGUCGUUAACACAAAUAAUGAUGUCAAAGAGUUAUUGUGUUCUUACUUUAUGAAGACGGCUUUAUUCUGGGUUUCGGAAGAAAAGGAUUAUGACACAUUUCAAUUACCUAAGUUAUUUUAUUGUUUUUCUCUAUGUUUGGAUAAAUUAAUAUCAUGGGUAAACAUCUGCUACUGUCCGAACUAUUUUAUACCUGAACAUAAUAUGUUUCUAGGAAAGAUCAAUUAGAGUAACAAUAAGAUGCUAGUACCUGUACUUGAGAGUAUAAAGUCAGGAGGGAUUGAUGGAUUGAUAAAAAAUCUAUUUUUGCCUGACGAUAAAAAUAACUAUUUAUUAAGUACAAAUAGUGAAUAUUCCUCCAUUAUGUUAGACUUCCUAUUUUACAGAAGUAGUGGAUCGUUCGCGAUUUUAGCCGACAUUUCAAGUUGGUAUAAAUGUCUUGCAUUUACUAAAUCUUUAUUAAAGUCCGAAUCGUCUGCAUUUAUUAUUGAUGUAUGUACAUACAAUUAUGCUGAAAUCUGUAAAUCUGUAGCACAACAACUACCCUCGCCUAAUACAAUAGGUAACACUUACAACAUACGCAAAUGCUAUCAUAGACAUUUACAAUACGGCAUCAAAACAGAUGCUGUAUCGGGUUGGUUGUUAUACGCGUCGUUUUAUUAUGUUACAGGACACUUUAAUGUUACACUAAGACUCACGGAUUAUAUUCUAUCACGAUAUUCACCUGAUAUGUUGUAUAUAGCGGUUGAUUACGGAUGUGAAAUGUGUGAAGUACAUUCAAACGGUUACAGACAAAAUGUCCAUUCUACAAUGACAUUGAAUGACAGGAUAAAAAUGGCUACUGUAAAUGUUGUCCGGUACUGUCAGCACUCAUCAUUAAUACCAGAAGAACUACAGCUGGAGGUUAGAAAAAGAAGAUUAAUAACAUUUACGCCUGUUAUAAUGGCGCACUGCCUUAGAUUUCUGAGCUAUCAUCAUCUUGAUGAUAUUUUCAACAGACAACAAGCUUUGCGUAAUUUAUAUUUAACAGUGAAAAAAAAUGUUCUCAUUCCAGUUAAUACUGUAUCCGAUUCAUUAACAAUACUUGGAGUAUGCUGUGAAAUAUCAGGUGAUAAAGACGCAGCGUAUCAGUGCUAUGAAGAAGCUUUGCAAUGCGAUUGUGUUAUAUCUAGUACAGCAGAACAAAGAAAAUCAAAACUAGAUGGCAACUAAUGUGCAAUUUGAUCGUUUAAAAGUCAUAUUGAGCUUUAUCAUAUCGGGAUCACCUUCUUAUAAAUGAUGACAUUCUAAUCUUGGUAAUACUGACAAUAAACCGCAGGCAUUAUAUUAGUUAUACCUAAUACACAAUUAUGACCAUUUUAUUAUCAGGCUCAUGUGUUCAACAACACAUCUAGGAAAACUAAAAUCUGUUGCUAUAUUUACUUUCAGCAUUGCAGUUUUGAAGGUUUAAUGGUAUAUUUUAACCCCUAG